Nothoprocta perdicaria is the source of this 10824-nucleotide messenger RNA. RefSeq names its product spen family transcriptional repressor (gene SPEN). NCBI's taxonomy places the organism in Eukaryota, Metazoa, Chordata, Aves, Tinamiformes, Tinamidae. Gene Ontology annotation, biological process: regulation of transcription by RNA polymerase II. The coding region runs from base 1 to 10797 and encodes 3598 amino acids. Gene Ontology annotation, cellular component: nucleus. Gene Ontology annotation, molecular function: mRNA binding. The transcript has 16 exons. The record is from RefSeq and is a predicted model, not a curated record.
AUGUGCUCUCUGCACACUCUGAAAUACGGCCUCAGCCCCGGCCCUCACGAUACAAACGGCUCGGAGCUAACGAUGAAGCGGCGUGAGUUGACGCUGGCGCCUAGGGGCCUCUUUGUUCCACCCAUAGGAAAGCGGAAGGUGCCUCGGGAUGGCCGCGAGCUGCCGCCCGCCGUGCGGGACUCGAGCUGCGGCCGCGGCCUCCGCGUCRGGUGGCUUUGGUGCUCGGAGAGCCCAUAUGGACGUGUCGAAAGUGUCAAAAUCCUCCCCAAACGGGGGUCGGAAGGGGGCGUGGCCGCGUUUGUGGAUUUUGUGGACAUCAAAAGCGCGCAGAAGGCACACAACUCCGUCAACAAAAUGGGCGACAGAGACCUACGGACGGAUUAUAACGAGCCAGGAACCAUUCCCAGCGCCGCGCGGGGCUUGGAUGAUACAGUUUCCAUAGCAUCUCGUAGUAGAGAGGUUUCUGGGUUCAGAGGAGGUGGCGGGGGGCCCACUUACGGCCCCCCGCCAUCGCUUCAUGCACGGGAAGGACGUUAUGAGCGGAGACUCGAUGGGGCUUCAGAUAACAGGGAGCGUGCUUAUGAACAUAGUGCCUAUGGACACCAUGAACGGGGGACGGGAGGAUUUGAUCGGACRCGGCAUUACGAGCAGGAUUACUAUAGAGAUCCUCGAGAGCGGACUUUGCAGCAUGGGCUCUAUUACACUUCUCGGAGUCGAAGUCCGAACCGUUUUGACGCUCACGACCCCCGUUACGAACCUAGGGCCCGGGAGCAGUUUACAUUGCCCAGUGUGGUACACAGGGAUAUCUACAGGGAUGAUAUUACACGGGAGGUACGAGGCAGAAGGCCGGAGCGGAAUUACCAGCACAGCAGGAGCCGGUCGCCGCACUCGUCGCAGUCGAGGACGCAGUCUCCCCAGCGGCUGGCCAGCCAGGCGGCGAGGCCCGCGCGCUCCCCGAGCGGCAGCGGCUCCAGGAGCAGAUCCUCCAGCAGCGACUCCAUCAGCAGCAGCAGCAGUACCAGCAGCGACAGCAGCGACUCCAGCAGCAGCUCGAGCGACGAGUCCCCAGCGCGGUCGGUUCAGUCGACGGCAGUUCCAGCACCUGCAUCCCAGCUGCUUCCAUCUCUGGAGAAAGAUGAACCCCGCAAAAGUUUCGGGAUCAAGGUUCAAAAUCUUCCGGUUCGCUCUACAGAUACAAGCCUUAAAGAUGGACUUUUCCACGAAUUCAAGAAGUACGGGAAGGUGACGUCGGUGCAGAUCCACGGGGCCUCUGAGGAACGCUACGGGCUGGUGUUCUUCCGACAGCAGGAGGACCAGGAAAAAGCACUAAAUGCCUCCAAAGGAAAACUUUUCUUUGGCAUGCAGAUCGAAGUAACAGCCUGGAUAGGACCAGAAACAGAAAGCGAGAACGAGUUUCGUCCCUUGGACGAAAGGAUAGAUGAGUUUCACCCCAAAGCAACKCGAACUCUCUUCAUCGGCAACCUGGAGAAAACCACCACUUAUCACGACCUCCGCAACAUCUUCCAGCGCUUUGGUGGCAUAGUGGAUAUUGACAUUAAGAAGGUGAACGGUGUUCCUCAGUACGCGUUCCUGCAGUACUGCGAUAUUGCGAGCGUGUGUAAAGCCAUUAAGAAGAUGGAUGGGGAAUACCUGGGCAACAACCGGCUCAAGCUGGGGUUUGGAAAGAGCAUGCCUACCAACUGCGUGUGGUUAGAUGGGCUUUCUACAAACGUUACGGAUCAGUAUUUAACGCGACAUUUCUGCCGCUACGGGCCUGUGGUAAAGGUGGUGUUUGACCGCUUAAAAGGCAUGGCCCUGGUUCUCUACAAUGAGAUUGAAUAUGCACAAGCAGCUGUAAAAGAGACCAAGGGGAGGAAAAUCGGUGGGAAUAAAAUUAAGGUGGAUUUUGCAAACCGGGAAAGUCAGUUGGCAUUUUAUCAUUCCAUGGAGAAAACGGGUCAAGAUAUCAGAGACUUCUAUGAAAUGCUGGCUGAGAGAAGAGAUGAAAGAAGAGGCUCUUAUGAAUAUGCCCCUGAUCGUACUUACUAUGAGACUGUGAGGACUCCAGGAACGUACCCGGAAGAUCCUCGUCGAGAAUACCCGGCUCGAGGCAGAGAAUUUUAUGCAGAAUGGGAUCCCUACCAAGGCGAUUACUACGAUCCACGAUACUACGAUGACCCUCGUGAAUACAGGGAUUACCGAGGUGAUCCGUAUGAGCAGGACAUAAGGGAGUACAGUUACAGACAGCGGGAGCGAGAGAGGGAGAGAGAGCGCUUCGAAUCCGAUCGGGACCGAGAUCACGAGAGGAGACCCAUUGAGCGGAGCCAGAGCCCAACUCACUCCAGGCGCCCGCAGAGUCCCGGCGCGUCUCCCUCGCAGUCGGAAAGGCUGCAGAGCGAUUCCGAGAGGCGGAUCUACAGCAGGUCGUCCGAUCGCAGCGGAAGCUGCAGCUCCCUGUCCCCUCCUCGAUACGACAAGCUCGACAAAGCCCGCGUGGAGCGCUACGCCAAAAACGAGAAGACGGAGAAGGAGCGGGGGUUYGAGCAGGAGAGAGCCGACAAGGACAAACGCUUGGUGAGGAAGGAGAAGCCAGAAAAGCUGGAAAAGGACAAGGCCGACAAGCAGAAACGAAAAGCAAAAAUCCACUCGCCCAGCUCUCAGUCUUCAGAAACGGAUCAAGAGAACGAGAGAGAGCCCAGCCCUGAAAAACUGAAGGGCAACAGUAAACAGAGUAAAGAGAGAGGUGACAAAGAAGGGGCAGCAAAAAACCGCCUGGAACUCAUGCCCUGUGUGGUGUUGACACGAGUGAAGGAGAAGGAAGGGAAAGUUAUUGAUCAGUCUGCUUUGGAGAAGCUGAGAGCGAAGCUCGAUAAUGACACUAUGAAGUCUCCACUUCUCGAACAGAAAACACAGACAUCUCAAGCUGAGCAAACAGCCAAGUCUGAUCAGUCAAAACUGGAACCUGUCAGACCUAAGGUACAAAAAGAGAAAGCCCUUGCCAGUCAUGUAGAAGUGGUUGAUAAGGAGGGGAAAAUAAAACCCAAAAAGCACUUGAAGGCGGAGCAAGCUUCUGAGGGGGCCAACGCGGUGGAUUUGGAUAAGCUGGAGGCUCGCAAAAGGCGCUUUGCCGAUGCAAACUUGAAGGCUGAAAGGCAAAAACUGGAAGCCAAAAGAAGCAGUCAGGAUGAGGAAGAUUCGCGCGCAGUUUUGAAGAAACAACUUGAUGCGACAGCUUCAUCUCGAGAAGCUGGAAUGUUACGGGAAGGUGAAUUGGAAAGAAAACCCCUGAGAAAAGAGCUGCUUAAAAGGGAAUCUAAAAAGCUCAAACUGGAAAGACUCAUUCCUGUUACUAGUCCCAAAGAAGUUCAGGAGACUCUUAAUGUUGCUGGGAUUGGCUUGCGUCCCACUCCAGAUCUGCAGGCUCGGCUUAUGGACACAGCCGAUGAACCUGUGGAGAUCCAAGAACUCCCUCCUAAAAAAAUGAAUCCAGGAAAAGCCCAGCAUAAACAAAUCCAGCUACUAGAUGACCAAGGAGUGGAGAGGGAGGACACGAGGAAGAAUUACUGCGGUCUGCCUGAAGACGCACCUGACCAUAAACUCAGCCAAGAAAAAGCUCAGUCAGCUGAUACAGAGGAGAAAAUUGGCAUUGACAUUGACCAUACUCAGAGUUACAGAAAACAAAUGGAGCAGAGCCGUAGAUUGAAGCAGCAGCUGGAGAUGGAGAUCGCCAAGUCAGAGAAGUUUGGCAGUCCAAAGAAAGAUGUAGACGAAUACGAGAGACGGAGCUUGGUCCAUGAGGUGGGGAAACCUCCGCAGGACGUCACCGAUGACUCUCCGCCCAGUAAGAGGAAAAAGACCGACCAGUUUGAUUUUGAAAUCAGCACUAAAAGAGAAAGAAACUACAGGAGUUCUCGCCAGGUGAGCGAAGAUUCUGAAAGGACGUCCUGUUCCCCGAGUAUCCGACACUUUCCUUUUCAYGAGGACGAUGACACGCUCGAUUCUCCCAGGCUAAUGCCAUUAAAGGAAACCAAAGAGUCGCCUAAAAUAGAAGAAAAGGGUCUUUCAUACCCCAACAUGACGGUAAGGGAGGACUCUCUGAAAUUCAAUCCKUACGAUUCCAGCAGAAGGGAGCAGAUGGCAGAAAUGGCUAAAAUAAAACUCUCCGUGCUGAGUUCCGAAGAUGACCCCAAUAGAUGGGAAACACAAGUGAAACAAGAGCCCAGCAGAGUAGAUAUUAGCUUUCCAAGCAGCAUUGUGAAAAGAGACAGCAUCCGAAAGCGCUCCCUGCGAGACCUGGAGCCGGGGGAAGUGCCUUCGGACUCUGAUGAAGACAGCGAACACAAGUCCCAUUCUCCUAAAGCCUCCUCCUUAUUAGAGAGUUCCAGAUUAUCUUUUUUAUUAAGGGACAGAGAGGAGAAGUUACGUGAGAGAGAGGAAAGACUGUCAACUUCUUUAGAAAGGAACAAAUUCUACUCUUUUGCAUUGGACAAGACAAUCACACCGGACACGAAAGCCUUGCUUGAAAGAGCGAAAUCUCUGUCAUCCUCCCGAGAGGAAAACUGGUCUUUUCUAGACUGGGAUUCAAGGUUUGCUAGUUUUAGAAACAAUAAAGACAAAGAGAAGGUUGACUCAGCUCCGCGACCUAUUCCAUCUUGGUAUAUGAAAAAGAAAAAAAUCAGGACUGAUUCAGAAGGUGGAAAACUGGAUGAUAAGAAAGAAGAUCAUAAAGAAGAGGAACAGGAGAGACAGGAACUGUUUGCUUCCCGAUUUUUGCAUAGCUCCAUCUUUGAACAGGACUCUAAGCGCUUGCAGCAUUUAGAGAGGAAAGAUGACGACCUUGACUUCAUUUCUGGUAGGUUGUACGGGAGACAGUCUUCCUCGGAUGGGACUAACAGCGCGUCUGAUCUGGUGCAAGAACCGGUUGUUCUUUUCCACAGUCGAUUUAUUGAACUGACAMGAAUGCAGCAAAAGGAAAAGGAGAAGGAUCAAAAACCGAAAGAAGUGGAAAAGCAGGAAGAGAAAGAAAAUCGGCCAAAGACCCCCGAAGUGGUUCCUGAUAGCAAAGAGUCGGAACAUAAAACUUCCUCGGUGGUUGGUCCUUCUUCGGUCASUGUAACGUCGCAGGAACCAGUGCCACUUGCUUCUGAGAAGGCUGCAAGUGAAAAAAUCGUAGCAGAUACAGCUUCUGUAAAAGAAGAGAAGGCUCCCGACCCUGUUUCUACAGCAGAAGAACAAAAACCAGUUCCUGAAAUUGCUGUUCCUCUCAAACUUGAACCACCUGAGCAAACAGAACCCGCGGCAGCUGUAGACGUUAGUAAGGAAGUUGUUCCUGCAACUCUGGUGUCGGAGGAAGACGCCGCGUCCACGGAGCACCCUUCGUACUUGGACACAAAACCUCCCACGCCAGGAGCGUCGUUUUCCCACACGGAUAUCAACGUAGAUCCGGAACCUGAAGGGACCCCGUUGAUUUCGCCUCCUCUUAAACUCGCUCAGAAGUCCGAAGAGAUCAUUGAACCUAAAGAAGAAAAUCCUCUACUUUCUGACAACGCCGAUGCUAGCGCAGGUCAGAAGGCAGAGGCGGCUGCUGAGGUCCUGCCACCGGUUUCUGACAACGACAUGGAAGUUGAACCUCCAGUUGUUGUGAAAGACAAGAAGUCUUACAAGAGCAAACGCUCCAAGACUCCUGUCCAGGCAGCUGCGGCUGCUGUCACGGAAAAGCCCGUGACAAGGAAAAGCGAACGGAUUGACCGGGAAAAGCUCAAACGAUCGAGCUCUCCUCGUGGGGAAACGCAGAAACUCGCAGAACUGAAAGUGGAGGCAGAGAAGGUUUCGAGGAACGCUGCUAAAUCCCCCAGUUCUGCUGCAGAGCCGGAGAACGUGGAGCCGAGUUUGCCGAUAGGCCGAACGAGGCGCAGGAACGUGAGGUCUGUUUAUGCUACCACGGGGGACAACGAGGGUCCGUCUCCCAUCAAGGACUCGGUGGAGGUCACGAGAUCCACCAGGAAGAGAGGGGAAAAGGAACCCCAGGAAACGGUGACGACCGUUCCUACUACCCCGAGAAGAGGGAGACCGCCCAAAACACGCCGCAAGCCGGAGGAGGACAUCUCUCCGAUAAAGGCAGAAGCGGCGCAACCGGAACCCGAGGAGCCCGAAGCUAAAGAAGCUGUGGAGACCCCCAAGCCCGCGGAGGGGUGGAGGUCUCCUCGAUCCCAGAAGGUAACRCACAGCCACUCGUCAGCUGCUACCAGCCAGCAGGGAAAGAAGGGGAAAAACGAACCGAAAGCCGAGGCUGCGCUGGAAUCGGAAGAUGCUGCUGAACGAGCCGCGCAGGAGUCGAGCGGUGGCGAAAGCAGCAAUAAAGCCAAAACAGCCGAGAAGGAGGCGGCCGCCAGCGAGCAGAAACGAGAGAAGAAGGAGCUCGAUGCAGAGAAGAACCAGCUAGAAAUGCCCGUGAUUGAGGUCAUCGAGAAGAAGCCGGCGCCAGAAAAGGUGACAAAAUCCAAAAGGGGAAGAUACAAAAACACCAAGACUGUUGUAGAUAAGGCCUCCUUAUGUCUAAAAAACGUGGAAAUACGGCUCAACGUCGACGAGGUGAAGGGCGCCUUGCGGCCAAGUGAGGAGGAAUCAGAGCCUGUGGCAGUGUCACCGGCCAAAAUCAAAAGCCCCCCAAAAGAGGACGUGUUGCCUCCGCAUUUUGCGAAGGCUGAGGUGGAGGAUCCAUUCCAAGAAACGGAAAAAGAAGCGCUGCGGGAAGCGAAGCAGUGCCCGGAGGCCGCCCAGCUGGCCAAGCAGAUAGAACUCGAGCAGGCCGUGGAGAACAUUGCCAAGCUCACGGAGACGCCCCCGGCAAUCCCUGCCUACAAGGAGCCCCCGGCGGACGUGGCCGAAGUCCGCCCGGAGGAGGAGGGGGACAAACCUGCGCACCAGGCCAGCGAGACGGAGCUGGCCGCCGCCAUCGGCUCCAUCAUCAACGAUAUUUCCGGGGAGACGGAAACUUUUCCUGCGCCCCCRACUUACCCCGCCGAGUCGGAAGCGGAAAUCCCUACGGAGCCGCUGGUGUUGCCGUCGCCGCGGGAGGAAAUGGAGCCGGAAACGGACCAGGCAGUUAACAACAUCUUGGAAACAGAAGCGGCGGUGGAGGCCGCGGUGCAGCCGGGCGCYGCGGCGGAGGCUGAGGGCAAGGAGGCCGACGUCAGCUUCAGCGAGUCCUCCAACUCGGCCCAGGAGACGGAAACCUUGCAGGAAGCAGAAGUUGCUCGGAAGGAAAAGGGCCGCCAAAAGAGCACCCGGCAGAGGCGUAAGAGGAGCAUGGGCAGGAAAGGAGACGCCGCCGAGGUCAGCGCGUUUGAGCCUGAGAGGGUGCAGAGCAAGUCCCCCGCUUCCAGCGAAGCGAAGGCGAAACCCGAGGAAGCCUUGAAGGAYGACAGGCCAACCAAGAGCUCUGCUCAGAUGUCUCCGGAGGCGAGUCCUGCCGAUGGCAGCAAGGGCGCUGACGCUGCGGCUGCGCACGAGGCCGUGCUCGAGGGCAGCGCGUCUCCAACAGCACCGGCACCGGCUCCUCUGGAGCUGGCGGCACCGGCAGCUCCCGCCGACGAGGGCAGCCAGGCGGAGUUCAAGGUACGGUCGCCUGUGGAGAAUGCGCCCGUCACCCCGCCGGGCGCUCCCGCUGCAGCCCUUCCYGCUGCCCCUUCGGCUGCCGCCGCCAAGCUGCCCGCCCCGGUGCCACCCGCCUUCGUCCCCCUGCAUUCCGGUGCCGCCAAGGUGCCCGAGUGGAUGGUGCGGCACGAGGAGCCGCGCACCCGCUCCACGCCUCCGCCCGCCCUCCCGCCGGAUACAAAAGCGUCCGAUAUCGACAGCAACUCGAGCACGUUGAGGAAGAUUCUCAUGGAGCCCAAGUACGUCUCGGCGACGAGCAUCGCUUCCACGCACGUGACGACGACGCACGCGGAGCCGGUGAGCGCGCCGCGCCUGGAGGAGGCGCCUCCGCACCCCGCCGCGGAGGCCACCAAGCCCGUUUCGGAGGAGAAGCCGGCGGUGCCCGUGGCCAACGCGCUGGACCCGCCGGCGGCCGAAGCCCCGCUCUUCGGCGAGAAGGAGAAGCUGAGCACCGUCAUCGCCCCCAAGGCUACCUCCGUCAUAAGCAGGAUGCCACACAGCGUGGAGCUGGAGGAGGCCCCGAGGAUCACCUUGGUGAAGCAAGCGCCCCAGGGCCAGAGCUGUCUCGUUAACGCUCCCUCGCCGAAAUUUAAGCAGAGGUCAAGCGCGAACGAUAACAGUCGGUUUCAUCCGGGCUCUAUGUCUGUCAUUGAAGAUAGGCCUGUAGAGACUGGCUCCAGCCCGGGCCUGCGGGUGAACACCUCGGAGGGUGUGGUGCUGCUCAGCUACUCGGGGCAGAAGACGGAGGGUCCCCAGCGCAUCAGUGCCAAGAUCAGUCAGAUCCCCCCCGCCAGCGCCGUGGACAUCGAGUUCCAGCAGUCUGUGUCCAAAUCGCAGAUUAAACAGGAGCCCAUCGCGCCAGCGCAGGCGGCGCCGAAGGGCUCCCAGGCUUCCGCGGGCUACGGGACCGUUUCCACGCAUUCCUCGCUGGUCCUGGGCACGCAGCCCUACAACACGUCGCCCGUGAUCUCCUCCAUUAAGCAGGAGCGCGUGGCCUUGGAGAAGGCCGACGCGUCGCACCUGGCUGCGCMGCCGCCGGCGGCGCAGCCGGGGGCCGGGAAGGUCCUCGCGCAGCCUGGGAACACUCCGCCCGUGCUCGUCCACAGCCAGAUGGUUGUGAACAAGAAACUGCCCGAUGCCGCCGCGCUCAAAGCGGAGAGCAAGACUCUGCAGCCCUCCAGCUUGAGUCCCGGCGUGAGCCCCCAUCACCCGUCGCUGUCGGGGAAGAUGCACUCGGAGGCCAACCACGUGAGCUCGGGGCCCGGCACCCCCACGGAGCGGGCCAUUUCCCACCUGGGCGUCGCGAAGCAGGAGCCGCACUCGCCGCGCACCAGCGGCCACUCGCCGUCGCCCUUCCCGCGUGCCUGCCAUCCCGGCAGCACGGCGGCGCCGGCCUUGCCGAGCAGCACGCCGGUGAUGCUGGCGCCGGGCCUCUCCGUGCCGCCCUACAUCUCGGGCAUGCACCCGGAGCAGUCGGUCAUCAUGCCGCCGCACAGCGUCACGCAGACCGUGUCGCUGGGCCACCUGGCGCAGGGCGAGGUGCGCAUGAGCACGCCUCCUCUCUCGGGCAUUGCCUACGGCAUGCGCCCUGAGGCGCUGCACUCGCCCCGGACGGCCCUGCAGCCGCAGAUGGAGAUGAAGCCGCAGCGGUCGAGCACGCCGCAGCCGGCCCCCAUGCGGGACAUGGUGAUGGCGCCGCUGCCGGCGCAGCACCCGCCCGAGGAGGAGCUGCACUUCCACCACGGCGCCGUGUGCCGCGCGCCGGCGCCCGGCCAGUCCGACGUGCUGGUCAUGCAGCCCGACUACCGGCUGCACGCGCCGGGCAUGCGGCUCGAGCAGUACAACGUGGCGCGCGACGUGCGCAUGAUGAUGCACCCCCACAUGGCGCCCGUGGGCGAGCACCACGCGGACGGCAGGCAGGCCCGCACGCCCGACGGCGCCGGCAAGACGCCCCCCGCCAGCAAGACGCCGCAGCCGGGCAAGGAGGCGCCCAAAGCCGCCGAGGGCAAGAUGGCCCCGGCGCCGCACGGCGAGACGCGGCUGCUGAGCGUCGCAGCGGGCGGCCAGCUGCCCGCGCUGCCGCUCGCGCAGCCCGUGGUGGUGCCGCACGGCGUGCAGCUCAUGCACCCCGCGGGCGGCUCCUUCCACGACUACCGCUCCGUGUACGGGGACAUGAGGAACUACCACGCGGCGGCGCAGCUCGGGCACCCGCAGUUCGCCGGCGCRGCGCCCAUGGGGCUGCCCUCGCGCAGCAUGACGCCCUCGCAGAGCCUGCCCGAGGGUGAGCACGCACCGGGCCGCAGCAAGACGCCGCAGGAGCCCAAGGGCCCGGCGGCAGCACCGGCGCCCGAGCAGAGCCACCACGCGCCCGUGAGCCGGCACGCGGCGCCCAUGGAGCCCCACGUGCACCUGCAGCGGGCGCCGGCGGACGCRGGCCAGACCUCGUACCCUUCACCCGUCGCUGUCUCCGUAAAGCAGGAGCUGCCGUCGCCGCACCAGCCCCCGGCGGUGCCCAAGCAGUCGCUGUUCAUCCCCACGACGUCCGGCGCCGGGGCCCUCGCCCUGAACCGCCCUGAGGCCCAGUCUGCUCUCAAACAGGAGCCGUCUCCUCACCCUGUUGCGCAGAGACCCGUGGAYAUGGUUCAGCUCCUGACAAAAUACCCCAUCGUGUGGCAGGGCCUCCUGGCGCUGAAGAACGACACGGCCGCCGUCCAGCUGCACUUCGUCUCCGGCAACAACGUGCUGGCGCACCGCUCRCUGCCCGCGCCCGAGGGCGGCCCGCCGCUGCGCAUCGCCCAGCGCAUGCGCCUCGAGGCCUCGCAGCUCGAGGGCGUCGCGCGCAGGAUGAUGGUGGAGAGCGAUUACUGCCUUUUACUGGCCUUGCCUUGCGGACGAGACCAGGAAGACGUCGUGAAUCAGACAGAGUCWCUUAAGGCUGCGUUCAUCAGCUACCUGCAGGCCAAACAGGCUGCAGGGAUCAUCAACGUUCCCAACCCUGGCUCUAAUCAGCCAGCCUACGUUCUGCAGAUAUUCCCACCCUGUGAAUUCUCGGAGAGCCACCUGUCCCGUCUCGCCCCAGACCUCCUCGCCAGCAUCUCGAACAUCUCUCCUCACCUGAUGAUUGUCAUCGCGUCCGUAUGAGCUGUUUACCGGUUACAGACUUUUCCA